This is a messenger RNA of Callorhinchus milii (elephant shark), 2555 nucleotides long. RefSeq names its product gamma-aminobutyric acid type A receptor subunit alpha5 (gene gabra5). The record is from RefSeq and is a predicted model, not a curated record. Gene Ontology annotation, molecular function: transmitter-gated monoatomic ion channel activity involved in regulation of postsynaptic membrane potential; inhibitory extracellular ligand-gated monoatomic ion channel activity; GABA-gated chloride ion channel activity. The transcript is spliced from 10 exons. Lineage: Eukaryota; Metazoa; Chordata; Chondrichthyes; Chimaeriformes; Callorhinchidae. The coding region runs from base 522 to 1889 and encodes 455 amino acids. Gene Ontology annotation, biological process: nervous system process; regulation of postsynaptic membrane potential; signal transduction. Gene Ontology annotation, cellular component: synapse; postsynapse; neuron projection.
GGGGCUCUGGAUACUGGAGGGGAGAAGGACACAGUCCUCUACAGAGGGGAACAGCUGAGAGGUGCUGUGGUCGAUCGUCUCUGUAUCGUUCUAAACCUACUUAAAACUGGAAGCAAUCAGAAAAGCGUUUCCUAAUGUGAGCUACAUUCUCUCUUUCCUUCCUCCUUCCCCCCCUUGUAAUUUCACCCUCGGGAUUUUUAUAUUAGGCGUUGCAUGAAGAGUUUAAAUUGCCCUCCCACCACCCUCUCUCUCUCUCUCUCUCUCUUCUCCUUGGUUGGAGAAACUAAAGUAAUGGAGCUGUUCUAUUCUGUCCAGUCAGGGCAGUGAUGUCCAAUAAUCCACUGGGUUAACGUAUUUCUUUGUUGUUCAUCUCUUUAGAUUUAUUAAACCCGGCCGACACUGAUCAGCCUGCUUUUAAUUUAAUUUAAUUUAAUUUGUGCUUAAAGGUGAGGGAAUUGGAUUUGUUUCCAGGUGUUCUGCGUGUGCGCGCGUGUGUGUGUGUUUGUGUGUGAGUGCAGGACAUGGAUUGUCAGAACUUGUUCGCCUUUAACACGUUGGGGAAAGUCGUGUCCUUCCUGAUUAUUUCACAUCUGACCUGGCGAUCCAGCUUUUCUCAAAGUCUUUCCCCGUCCAUUAAAGCACAUUCCAAUGACGAUAUUACCGUCUUCACUCGAAUCUUGGAUGGGUUGCUGGAUGGAUACGAUAACAGGCUCCGUCCUGGCCUAGGAGAAAAAAUAACCGAAGUUAAAACUGACAUCUAUGUUACAAGCUUUGGACCUGUGUCAGACACUGAUAUGCAAUACACCAUCGACGUGUUCUUCAGACAGAGUUGGAAAGAUGAGCGACUGAAGUUUAAAGGGCCAAUGAAGCGACUCCCUUUGAACAACAUGCUGGCCGGUAAGAUCUGGACUCCGGAUACUUUCUUUCACAACGGCAAGAAGUCCAUAGCUCACAACAUAACAACUCCUAACAAACUGCUCCGUCUCGUGGAAGAUGGCACUCUGCUGUACACUAUGAGGUUAACUAUUUCUGCCGAGUGUCCGAUGCAGUUGGAAGAUUUCCCUAUGGAUUUCCACGCUUGCCCCCUUAAAUUUGGAAGCUAUGCCUAUCCCAAAUCUGAGGUGGUUUACAAGUGGACGCACGGAGGCACCUCCUCGGUGGAGGUGGCGGAGGAUGGCUCCCGUCUCAAUCAGUACGAUUUGCUGGGGCACACCAUGGGCACGGAAAUUAUCAGGUCCAGCACAGGUGAUUAUGUAGUCAUGAUAGCAAAUUUCCACUUGAAGAGAAAAAUUGGUUAUUUUAUCAUCCAAACCUAUCUUCCCUGCAUUAUGACAGUUAUCUUAUCCCAGGUGUCAUUUUGGUUGAACAGGGAAUCUGUCCCCGCCAGAACAGUGUUUGGCGUAACUACCGUGUUGACAAUGACAACGCUGAGCAUAAGUGCCCGAAACUCCCUGCCCAAAGUGGCUUACGCCACCGCCAUGGAUUGGUUCAUCGCUGUGUGCUAUGCAUUUGUGUUUUCCGCUCUAAUCGAGUUCGCUACGGUCAAUUACUUCACCAAGCGAAGCUGGGCGUGGGAUGGCAAAAAAGCACUGGAGGCUUUCCAACCCAAGAGAAGGGAAGCCAUGGCGAAGAACAUGAAUAAUGACUAUGCUAUCAGAGAGACGACUAGGGAACCGGUCAUUGCAAGUAUUUCAAAGAGCACCACGGUCCAGAUGAAGACAGCGGAAGAAAGGAUAGUGGAGAGCAAAAGGUCUUACAACAGUGUCAGCAGGAUUGACAAAAUGGCCAGGGUGAUAUUUCCUGUUCUCUUUGGAAUAUUUAACUUGGUUUAUUGGUCAACAUACCUGAACAGGGAGCCUAUUACAACAAGUAACGCUUCCCCAAAUUAAACAGUUUGGAAAACGUACAGAUUUCUCUGUACGUUGGCCAUUAGUCUAAAGUAGUGAUGUAACCAGGUAAGAUUUUAAGCACUUGAUACUUUUAUAUUGUACAUUUAUUCAACGUUUCAGAACUUUUUUCACAUAGUGUAAUUUGCAUGUCUUUUGCGUAGAACAAAGCAGAUUAAACCAGACUUGCCUUGACGAUUUCAAUAUGUAACUGCAAUCAAGCCAGGGCACAACAAUAACUUUGAGAAUGCUGCAUUUAAUGAACAAUAAUAUUGAAAUCCAACUUUUGAGUGUACAGGUUGAAACUAAUGUACUGUACAUAAUUGACACUAGGAUUCAGUGUCUCGUUUCAAUAGUCCUAAUUUGUGGUUUACUAUUAAGAUAAGACUGGUGUGAGCUUCUGGUUUGAUUAAUUGACCAUUCUCUUCGGGAAGGAGGUAAAGCAUAAUAUCUUUGGGGUUGAAUUGGCUCCAAGGUGACGUGUUGACAAUGGAAUACCAGAAUUGAGACAACCCUCUCUGUGGCACUCUCGGUUAUUCUAUUCCUGAGCCAGGCAGGUCCGCACUGAUGUUGGACUAGCCAGCGCAUUGUCAGAAGCACUAGGAGAAGCAUUCUUUGUCACUAGGGGCAGGGAAACCUCCCACUCAGCUCCCGUUAACCUUGCAAGCC